UAGAAAAAACAAUUGAUUAGCCCGCACUGUCAGAUCCAGUGAUCCAGUCAAUCAGAUGAUGGCAUCACGAGAUGGACUUUUAAAUCUCUGCACAUCCGAAUCAUCGGUGGAAUCAUCGGUAACGGGUCGAGGCCGAGCGAGCGGCGACCAGACACCUCUCGUACAAUGAUCGACGUGUCAUCGACCAAUUAACAAAUACCUAGUCGGAUUGCUGAAUCGAUUUGGAGGAUCAUUUAUCAGCAAUGGCCACAGGUGGUAGUAGUUUUAUCAGCAAACCAGCCAGAGGAUGGUUGCAUCCGGAUCAUCUAGUGAGUAAGGAUGGAAUUAGUUACACAGUGAAGUAUAUUGGAUGUCUCGAAGUAUAUACGUCUAUGAAAAGCUUAGAUUUUAAAACGCGCUCAUGCGUAGCUAAGGAAUGCAUAAACAGAGUUUGCGAAGCUGCCGGAUUAAAAUCUGCUGAUAAAAAGAGAAGGGUUGAUAGGAAAGUGUUGAGAGCCAUAGCAGAUAAACCUCGCAUGGAGCACAGCGCUACUAGUGUUACUUUAACUAUUAGCAGUUGCAGUUUAUCCUUGACUAACAUUGAAACUGGACACAUUAUUGCGAAACAUGAUAUGCCACGAAUAUCUUUUGCUUCGGGCGGUGAUACGGAGAUAUUGGAUUUUGUUGCAUAUGUUGCCAAAAAUAUGCAAGAGUGGCGUGCGUGUUAUGUGCUUGAAUGUACAGGUGGUUUAGCACAAGAUGUUAUAUCCACUAUUGGACAAGCAUUUGAACUCAGGUUUAAAGAAUUUCUUACGAAGCCAAGUUCUCUGCACCCUGUAUUAAACGGUGUCAGAGAAAUGGACAGAGAUUAUUACAAUGAUCUACCAGGAAAAGUACCGCCAGAUAUUGGCCCACCACCAGUACCUCCUUUGCCUAAUACAGCAUCCACACUGCCUAAUCUGAAGCAUCAUCAAAAUCAUGCGUCGCGUACUCAUGCAGAAAGUAUUGCAGUUGAUUCAUUUCCAUCUGCUGCAGAGAGACAUCAGCAGUUAGCAGAAACUGGGAACUUAAUCGAUUUAAACUCAGAUAGCACUAUAUCCCCGUCAAUAAAUCUAAAUAUGUCUGAGCACAAUUAUGUAAACGAUAGUGUCAUAACUGCAAACAGGGAUAAUCAUCGUGAUCCAGCAUCACUUUUUGAUGUUUUUGAUAUGCAGCCGUUCAGUUCUGCAAUAUCAGAUAUGAAUAGACUAAGUCCCCGUUCACAGAAACAGCAGUUAAAACAAGAAAUUUGGUUUCACGGAAGUGUUAGCCGAUCUGAAGCAGAAUCUAUGCUUACUAGGGAUGGCGAUUUUUUAGUUCGAGAGUCGCAAGGUUCUCCUGGCCAAUACGUUCUGACUGGGAUGAAUAAUAAUACCCCAAAACAUUUACUGUUGAUAGAUCCUGAAGGAGUUGUUCGCACAAAAGAUCGUGUAUUUGAUAGCGUAAGUCAUUUAGUGAAUCAUCACUGUGACAAUGUGUUACCUAUCAUAUCGGCUGACAGUGUUUUAGUGUUGCGUUAUCCCAUCCCCAGGCAUACAAAUUAUUGAUUUUAAGUUGAACAAUAACUAAUAGCCCGACUAUCGCACACUGAAUACGAAUGAACGAACGAUGAGCGAUAUAUAAUGAUAGUUCUGCAUUUUUGGACCUUACAUCGUCAUAUUGGAAAAAGUAUAGUUAAUAUUGCUCAUCGCUCGUUGCAAUAUGCAAGAGUUAUAAGAGCAUAAACUUGGCAAAGAUUUUCCGAAAUAUUAUUUUGCACAUCUUUGGGUGAAAAUCUCUGGCAAGUUUUGGCUUUUUAUGAUAUUUUUAAGAUCAGUCACUUUAUAUAAAAGAGACAUAUAUGGUUUGUAGUAUCUUUUUAUUGUAUAUGAAUAGAUAAUUUGUGACUAUUUUUCUGUGAAUCUCCUUAUAAAAUGUGCCAACCUAACCAAAGUAAUAUAAUUUCCAUAAUUUAUCAAAGUUAAGCACAUUCCAAUUUGUUGUAUAAAAUAUUAAUUUGUCUUUGGAUUAUUUAAGAUUUACAUACGUAAAGAUUUUAUAUAUAUAGAUAUAUUUCAUAUAUAAAGUAUGCUUUUUAUAUUAAACACAUUGUUGCAACCUUCUAUUUAUCAUGCAAAAAUAAUUACAAUAAAUAUAAUUUCAUGCGG
Molecule: messenger RNA, 2165 nt
Organism: Monomorium pharaonis (pharaoh ant)
Lineage: Eukaryota; Metazoa; Arthropoda; Insecta; Hymenoptera; Formicidae
Gene: Shc
Product: SHC-transforming protein 1
Exons: 12
Coding region: 243-1565 (440 amino acids)
Biological process (GO): cell surface receptor protein tyrosine kinase signaling pathway; intracellular signal transduction
Cellular component (GO): plasma membrane
Molecular function (GO): receptor tyrosine kinase binding
Source: RefSeq, a predicted model, not a curated record